Scomber japonicus (chub mackerel) is the source of this 5563-nucleotide messenger RNA. It is a transcript of the gene kdm2ab, whose product is annotated as lysine (K)-specific demethylase 2Ab. Gene Ontology annotation, molecular function: transcription coregulator activity; protein binding; histone demethylase activity. The record is from RefSeq and is a predicted model, not a curated record. Gene Ontology annotation, biological process: protein demethylation; regulation of transcription by RNA polymerase II. The coding region runs from base 187 to 4098 and encodes 1303 amino acids. Lineage: Eukaryota; Metazoa; Chordata; Actinopteri; Scombriformes; Scombridae. The transcript is spliced from 23 exons.
CUGAAAAUGGCGGCUUGUGCGUCGAACAGCUCUAACUUUAUCGCAUAAUAAUAAUAAUAAACACACACCAACACUGACCGCCGCUGUCACAAUAACAUGGGCAGAAACUUGACGGAGAGGCCUCACACACUGUAGUUGGGAAACGUUACCUUGACGACCGCGACUGAGUAACAACCAAGAGAGAUUAUGGAGGAUCCAACACGGUACAGCAAAAGAUUGCGUACAGGUACGCGGCGCCGUUACCAGGACGAUGGGAUUUCAGAUGAUGAAAUCGAAGGGAAGCGAACGUUUGACCUGGACGAAAAGUUGCAGUGCUGCAGGUUUGGCUCUGACUUGAUCAAACACAUGGAGGGCAAAGAUUUCACAUUUGAAUACAUUCAGAAGGAAGGGCUAAGGGACCCCAUUGUCUUUGAGAAAGCUGAUGGCCUCGGCAUUCAAAUGCCAGACUCUGAUUUCAGCGUGAGUGAUGUCAAGUUGUUUGUUGGUAGUCGACGCAUUGUAGAUGUGAUGGAUGUGAACACUCAGAAGGGAAUCGAGAUGUCAAUGGCUCAGUGGCGGCGCUACUAUGAGACGCCACCAUCAGAAAGAGAGAAACUCUACAAUGUCAUCAGCCUAGAGUUCAGCCACACCAGACUAGAGAAUCUAGUACAACGACCAGCCUCGGUGGACCUUAUUGACUGGGUGGACAACAUGUGGCCCCGCCAUCUCAAGGAGAGACAGAGGGACUCCACUAACGCCAUCAUAGACAUGCACUAUCCCAAAGUACAGAAGUAUUGUCUAAUGAGUGUGCAGGGCUGCUUCACAGAUUUCCAUAUCGACUUUGGUGGCACUUCAGUCUGGUACCAUGUACUCCGAGGCGGAAAGGUGUUCUGGUUGAUCCCACCCUCACCCCAGAACCUGGAGAUGUAUGAGAACUGGGUUUUAUCAGGAAAACAGGGAGACAUCUUCUUGGGGGACAAGUGUCAUGACUGUCAGAGGAUUGAGCUCAAACAGGGCAACACCUUCUUGAUCCCGUCAGGCUGGAUCCAUGCUGUGUACACCCCAGAGGACACAUUGGUGUUUGGGGGAAAUUUCCUCCACAGCUUUAACAUUCCCAUGCAGCUCAACAUCUACAGCAUUGAGGAUCGCACACGGGUGCCAGCAAAGUUCCGCUACCCGUUCUACUAUGAGAUGUGCUGGUACGUCCUGGAGAGAUACCUCUACUGUCUGACUAAAGUCUCCCACCUCACCCCUGAGUUCCAAAAGUACUCCCUAGGCAUAGGACUGACUGAAGCUGACGUGGAAUCAAAUGAUCACCCCAGGAAUGGCGCGUCCAAUGGAGUCGACAGUGAUGCUGAAAACAAGGAUAUCAAGGUGAAGGAGGAAGAGGAAAUCAAAGAAGAAGAGGAGGAAGUUGAAAUUGUCAAACCUCAGCACACACUGACCCCCUUUGAGCUGGAGGGACUGUGGAACCUCUUAGGGAAGCUGGAGGAGCUGCCAGCACACAAAAAGUGUGUCCCAGCAGGGAUCAGGAAUGCUGCAGCCCUGCUAGAGGACAUGAGGGCUCUUCUGAAGGAGCAUGCCAACGAUAACCCCAAGCUGUCCUACACUGGAGAGCCAAUUGUCAAGUGGCCCGAAAGGCCGUCAUGGUACCAGCCUCCCACACCUCCUCCCCCUGUGAUUUACCGUCCCCGCUUGGGCCCCACCCUCCACAAGCCUCUGGGUCAGAAAUCCACCAAACGCUCCUCCAUCUCUGCCCUGAGGCGCAGACGGGUGAGGUGCAAGCGCUGUGCCGCCUGCUGCAGGAAGGAGUGCGGCACGUGCCAGUACUGCCACGACAUGAGGAAGUUUGGCGGCCCUGGACGCAUGAAGAAGAGCUGUAUCAUGAGACAGUGUCUAGCACCGGCCUUGCCGAACACAGCACGAUGUGCCAUAUGUGGAGAAGGAGAAUCAGAGGAGUCGAACCCAAGUGCUCACACGCUUAUGGAGUGCUCUGUCUGCUCCCAGAUUGCUCAUCGUCAAUGCAUUAAGGAACCUGGUGAGGGGAAGGUUAAUAAGGAUUUGCCAAGCUGCUGGGAAUGUCCCAAAUGUUACCAAGGCAAAGACUCCGCGUCAGAGUCUUCCAGUGAUGAGGAAAGUGGUGAGUCGGAGGGCUCAACCUCUUUGCCACCGUCCAAACUUGCAUAUCGGGAAGGCAUUGGUGUAAGCGAAAGGGUGAGACGAACGAGACGUGGCAGACCCCCAGCACGACAGAUAGCACCGCCACCCUCUCAGAGACUGCUACUGCAGCAUCAACAGAACCGCAAACGAGCAAAUGCACUGGAGCUCAGACUCAAGAAGAGGAUAAAACUGGAACGCAGUAAGAUCUUAGCGAAACAGUCGUCUCUAGAUCGUUCUCCCAGGCUGCUGAGCUCCAGACUAUUGUCCCGGCUACGCUCUCCAACCAGCAGACUAUCUCAGGGCAGAAGCCGAAGCACCACCUGGGCUAGUGGCUCCUCUUACCACAGCUCUCCAGGAGGGUCUGGUUCCUUCCAGCAGCAGCAGUCUUCCAUAGGUCUGGUACUUGAGUCGACGGGUGAGCCCCGCAGAGGGAGGGGAAGAGGGGUGAGGCUGCGAGGUGGAGGAGCAGGAAGAGGAAUCAUAGGUGGUCGAAGCCAUGGAGAGUUGGAGGAGGACAGUGAGGACAGCAGCAGCAGCAGCUCCAACAGCAGCAGCAGCAGCGACGAUGACGAGGAAGAGGAAAGGGGGCAGAACAACGGGAGGGGAGGCGAUAAAGAGAACCAGCCGCAAUCGAGGCAAGGGGGACGGAGAACCAAAGAAAGAGAAGAGGAAGAGAGUGAGGCAGCCAACCAAAAUGGUGCAGAGGAGGAGGAUGAGGAGGAGAUGGAGCAGGACAGUCAAAUGGUUGACAAAGACGGCUCAUAUCUUAAAGUGACACUCCAAAGGCCGACUAGGGCCAAGAGAGACCCGUCAGCCAUUGUCCCCAAAUUAGAGGCUAUCGCCUCUCAAACUGCCGCUUCCACAAUACACAACCCAACUAGACCCCUCGCCAGACCGCCCAUCAGAAAUCGGUUUCCCGAUCAACACUCCAGUAGGCACGCACCACCACUCACUCGCAGUAAACACACAGACACUCGGCCCUCCCACCCAGAGAGGCUGGACGCCUCUAAAAGAGCGAGGCUGAGCCGACCGGCUAAACUAAGCAAUGGUGCCUCCUCUUCUUCAUCCACUGAGCUUCCUCAUCUCCGCAUCCCACUUUCAGCCUUGCAGGAGGGUGGGAGCGAGGCAGACAGGGAUAGCAGUGGGAGUGGGCCGGGCUGUGAGAGGGAGGUGUGGGUUUCUGUCUUCCGCUACUUAAGUCGAGCAGAUCUCUGCGUUUGCAUGGCUGUCUGCAAGAACUGGUACAAAUGGUGCUUGGACAAGCGGCUCUGGUCGCGCAUUGACCUGAGCAUCAAGCGCACCAUCAGUCCUCAGGCCCUAACAGGCAUCAUAAAGAGACAGCCAGUCACACUCGAUCUCUCCUGGACCAAUAUCUCCAAAAAACAGCUCAACUGGCUUGUUGGCCGCCUGCCUGGACUGAAGGAUCUGAUGCUGUCAGGUUGCUGCUGGUCAUCUAUUUCAGCUCUCUGCUCCUCUAGUUGCCCCCUCCUCCGUUCUCUGGACCUGCGGUAUGCAGAUGGGGUCAAAGACUCUCAGAUCAGGGACUUAGUUACCCCACCAGGCUGUGACAAUCGCAGCCAGCUGCGGACCAUGCAAUGUCUGCGACUAGCUGGCCUGGACAUCAGCGACUCCACUCUACGCCUGGUGAUCCGCCACAUGCCCCACUUAACAAAACUGGACCUUUCCCACUGCAACAGCCUUACAGACCACUCCAUCAACCUGCUGACUGCAGUGGGCUCGUCCACCCGAAACACACUCGCAGAGCUCAACCUGGGAGGUUGCAGUAAAUUGACAGACACGUGUCUCAAGUAUCUGCGACGCCUGUCUUGCAUAUCACUGCUCGACCUGCGAGGCUGUAAAGGAGUCUCCCGCAAGGCCUGUGAGGCCUUCAUCUCUGACCUGUCAGUCAACACACUCUACUGCCUAUCAGAUGAAAAACUGAUCCAGAGGAUAUCCUAAGCACCUGCCCCCUCUGGUAUCAGAGGUGGUGGAGGUGGGGGGUGGUGGAUCCUAAUGUGAAUCUGUGUGACACAAAAGGACCCAGAAAGGCAGGGAAGUUCACAUGCACCUGUGUCAUGUAAAAGCAGGGGUGGGGUCUUUAAUGGGGGGGCACUUAUUCACUUAACUGGUGUUGGGGAAAGGGGGUUGUCACGGCUGGAACUGUUUCUUUUCAAUGUACAUUUUUUCCCCCCAUGUACCUACAAAAAAAAAAAAAAAAAAGAGACUCAGGAGCUUUUUGGUUUUUUUUCUGAUGUUGUGUGAAAAAGCAGAAUAUUCUUUUUUUUUAUAUCGCCAGAAAUGGGAGAGAAUAAGCAGUUAACAAUAAGCUGCAUUAGACUACACAUCCAUUGGGUAACUGCUUUAUAACAAAGCUGGCUUAAAUCAUCCUUGGCUUAAAUCAUUUUGACUCCCAACACAAACUCCUGCCUUGCAAAUACAAUUGGUAAAGACUUUUAAGUUUCAUACUUUGGGGGAAUAACUUUUGUUUUGCUGAUCCCCAUAAACUCACUUAUCAGCUACAUUUAGGUGCUUCUUACAUGUUGGAUUGUCUUUUGUCACAUUUGAGAACAACAGUUGAAUCAUUUUGUGGAAUCACCGGCUGAUAUCUCCUUUUUUAAGACUCAUGCUUUAUGCACAAAAUCUAUGCGUUGAGAUUUUUUUUAAGACGACUAAAAGGUGAGCUGUUAAAGUGAAAUUCAGUAACGGCCUGUUUACCAGCUGUGUGUUAAGCUUGAAAAAGACAUUUGGGUGCAACUUUCCAGUGGUAUGUGUGAUAAAAGUAGACGUGAACAUAAAAGGAUAAUGUGUGAAAAGUCAAUCAACUGACAACAAGACCUCACCCCAACAAGGGCAGGUUGCAUUAAGUGUUUGGGGUAAGCCAAGGAUUACUUGUCAGAUAAAUGGUGCAUUUUCAAACAACCGUUAGACUUCAGGUGCUAUUAUUUCAGAAUUCCUCUUGCUUUGUUUUUUUUGUACAGAGACAACAUUUAGAGCAAAAGUAUUAAUAUUCUAGGCGAAAACUGCUCCCCCACCCCUCUUUGAUACACAUUUUUUGUUUAUUGUCAUGGAUGAAAAUGUGAGCAUCUACUUUUCACUGAAUUUCAUGACCUUGUCCAAUUCAAUGUAGAUUUUUUUUUUGGGGCGGGGGGCAUUGCUUAUUUCUUUGUUCCCUUCAAGUAUAGUGGUUCUGUAUCAAAGGUCCUGGCCAUAUCCCUUCAAAUGAAUAUAAAUAUAUAAAUAUAUACUUUUGUGUAAAUGUGUUUUCCUCUUUUAGAUUAUCAAAACGGGAAUCCUGUAGCAUUGUAAUUAUUUUCAGAAGUGUUUUUCACUUUAUGUUAUUUGUGUUAUUUUUCAAGAAAAAUAAAAAAAAUGAUAAACAAUGGGCAACCUCUAUUCUUACAGGUAGUGGGAAGUAUUCUACAGU